Messenger RNA from Prunus armeniaca (apricot), 792 nucleotides. The record is from the annotation of a GenBank genome assembly. Lineage: Eukaryota; Viridiplantae; Streptophyta; Magnoliopsida; Rosales; Rosaceae.
AUGGAAGGAGAACACAACAUACUAGACGCAGUAUUUGAAGACGAUAACUUUGAAGAUGGCGAAGAUGUUGAGAUGCUUGAUGUGGAAGAAGGAGAGCUUGUGGAAGAAGGGGAGCUAGUGGAUUUUAACUCACAAAAUGGUUCGGGACUGAGCAGUGGUGGCAAUGUCAGUGUAGCAAACGAAGAACGUCAGGGCAAGAAUCAGAAGCGCAGGGGUAAGAAGAAGAGGAAUAGGAGAAGGAACAGUGGCCCUGGAAUUAAUGUCACUGACAUAGACAGGUUUGUGAUGGAUACAUGUAGGCGACUGAAAGAGAAGAAAUCAUAUCUGGUGUAUACUGCUGUUGGUUGUCUGGGUGUUCUUGCAUUGAAUGAUCUCGUCAAAGAGGUGGAUGCGAUCCAGGCUUGUGGAGGUCAGAUGACUCAUGAUGGCAAACGUUUCCGAUUUGGUGGUGGAGUACUAUGGAGUAUCAUCAAAGCACGAGAACCAAAGGCCUACAAAGAGAUAAUGAAAAAAGGAAGGGAAUUUGAGAAGCAAUUCAGGUCAACAAAUAAUAGACAACCAAUACAGCAAGGGAAAGAGGGUUCAUCUAAAGCAAUUGUGAAUUCAUUCAAGGAUGAUACUCCAGCUAAUGUUUCAGAUGCCGUACCAGUUAUAUGUCAAAUGCAAACUCAAGGCAUUCAGUCAAAGACUGAAGGGAAACAACUUUCUGUUCAUGAUAGGUUAAGGGUACCUGUUUCAUAUGAUGAUGACCUGCUUGGAGAGGCGCCCAAAGAUGAUGCACUUGAAUGUUAG